Molecule: messenger RNA, 1553 nt
Organism: Neltuma alba
Lineage: Eukaryota; Viridiplantae; Streptophyta; Magnoliopsida; Fabales; Fabaceae
Product: vesicle-associated protein 1-2-like
Exons: 8
Coding region: 128-865 (245 amino acids)
Biological process (GO): endoplasmic reticulum membrane organization
Cellular component (GO): endoplasmic reticulum membrane; plasma membrane
Source: RefSeq, a predicted model, not a curated record
AAGAGAGACAAAACCAUCUGUCUCACGUUGUUGUUGCCUUCCUCGCUGCUCCCCGGAAUUCGAAAAUCGUCUUCUUCUGUUUGACGGAAAGGGCCAUUUCUUCUGGUCUCCGGUGAACUACUCCGGCAUGAGUACAGGCGAGCUCCUCAAUAUCCACCCCCAGGACCUUCAAUUUCCCUUUGAAUUGAGGAAGCAGAUCUCCUGCUCACUGCAGUUGUCCAACAAGACAGAUGACUAUGUGGCUUUUAAGGUCAAGACAACGAAUCCCAGGAAAUACUGUGUUAGACCUAACACUGGAAUUGUGUUGCCGAGGUCUACUUGUGAUAUUAUAGUGACAAUGCAAGCGCAAAAGGAGGCACCUCCUGACAUGCAAUGCAAGGAUAAGUUUCUCCUUCAGAGCGUGGUGGCAAGUGCUGGAGCUACCACUAAAGAUAUUACUCCAGAUAUGUUCAAUAAAGAGUCAGGCCAUCAUAUUGAGGAGUUCAAAUUGAGAGUUCUAUAUGUUGCUCCUCCUCGACCACCAUCCCCAGUUCGGGAGGGAUCAGAGGAAGAUUCUUCUCCUAGGCCAUCAGUAUCAGAAAAUGGACAUUUAAAUGCUUCUUCUGAAUUUACAGCUGCUUCAAAAGCUUUCAGUGAGCGGGUUGAACCUCAAGAAACUUCGUCUGAGGUACAUAUGGCAAGGACUCUUAUUUCAACGGUGACUGAGGAGAAAAAUUACACAAUUGAGCAAAAUAAAAAGCUGCAGCAAGAAUUGGAUCUCUUGAGGCGUCAAGUCAGCAGGAACCGCCGUGGCAUUCCAUUUACGUAUGUACUUCUGGUUGGCAUUAUUGGCAUCAUUUUGGGAUACCUAUUGAAGAGGACAUGACCCCAGGAACUCCGAAGAGACGGAAAUGUAGAAGGCAAUGAGAUCGUGAAUGAUCCACAGACACUGUUUAUUUUAUCAACCAAUUGUUGUCGCUCUUUGAAAGGAUAAAAAGAGAAAAAAUUGGCUUUGUGUGAGUAGGUGGUAGCUUUAUUAGCAAAAUAGAUGCUGGGGAAGUUGAUGACAUCUGUAUCUUGGGAAUUUGGGUAUUUUAUGUAGUGUGCCAACUCUUUGAAUAAUCUUUUGGCGGCUUCUCUAAUCUUCUUACGUGGGUUUCAGUAUUUAUAGACUCUGAAAUCGAUUAGAUGUGGCUAGUAAGAUGUUGAAAUGGCAUUAGAGCAGGCUGAUUGGCCUUGAAGACCCCAAAAAUUAGCCAUGUUGACUUGGGAGAGGUUUGUUUUAUAUUUCUUUCUUUCUUCCUUUCUUUCUUUAUAAUACAAGUGGUAGCAUGCGGGAUGGAACCUGCUACCUAUCGCCAGCAAGGACAAAUGGUGUGCCAAGGGCAUCUUGAGAGAAUUAUUUUCCCAGUUAGAAAGGUAUUAUUCUUUGAUUAUCAGCAAUUAUUUUGUUCCUCAAUGAUCAAACUCUCCAUUGAAGGUUCUUUUUGGAUCUAGGUUUUAGGAUCAGCUAGAGUCUGGUUGAUACCAUUCGUGAUAUAUGAUAAUUUUUUUUUAAUAUACUUUAUAUUUUA